AUGUUCUUCUUCCUUCUCUACUUCACCUCAAAUGCCGCGAUGUUGAUCCGCAUGGCAAUCAAGGCGUCCAACGAGCGACGGAUGCAAUAUGAUGAGGUGCUAGGCUGGAGUUUUGUGCAAUUCAUGAUGCUCUUCGUCUUGCUGGUUCGAUAUGUCUGGAUAAGCAUCAUCACGGCCGAGAUCGGUCUCCCGGACAGCCUAAGGAUUGCAGCUGCGACCGCGGGCACAUUGUUUUUGUGUGUGGGCCUCGGAAUGAUGCCCCUUUUCUUCAUCUAG
This is a messenger RNA of Cladophialophora psammophila CBS 110553, 276 nucleotides long. RefSeq lists its product as uncharacterized. NCBI's taxonomy places the organism in Eukaryota, Fungi, Ascomycota, Eurotiomycetes, Chaetothyriales, Herpotrichiellaceae. Bases 1 to 276 code for a protein of 91 amino acids. The transcript has a single exon. The record is from RefSeq and is a predicted model, not a curated record.